Sabethes cyaneus is the source of this 1489-nucleotide messenger RNA. It is a transcript of the gene Hpf1, whose product is annotated as histone PARylation factor 1-like. Lineage: Eukaryota; Metazoa; Arthropoda; Insecta; Diptera; Culicidae. Gene Ontology annotation, biological process: regulation of protein ADP-ribosylation; DNA damage response. Bases 72 to 1439 code for a protein of 455 amino acids. The transcript has 3 exons. Gene Ontology annotation, cellular component: nucleus. The record is from RefSeq and is a predicted model, not a curated record. Gene Ontology annotation, molecular function: poly-ADP-D-ribose binding; histone binding.
GUGAAUGGAAUUUUAAUAACAAAACAAAUUGUGUCCUCGACCUAGAAACUUUCGACCUUAACUUCAUCGGAAUGGAUAAACCAGCAUGUAAGUACGGUGCUUCAUGCUACCAAAAGAACCCAGCUCACAAGGAAAAGUACAGUCACCCGACUGAACCCACUGAUGAUGCUUCCACCAAGGCGGACGAAUCGCUGGAACACGAAUCACCGCAAAAAGCAGCCGAAACACCGGCAUCGUCUUCUUCUAAACGCCAGUCCGAGGACCAAUCAUCUGCUACCGGCGCGGAAGACCUGUUGAACGAAAUCAAGAAAUGCAAACGUCCGCCAACCCCGGAAAAAGACCACAACAACAAGGAGGAAACCGACCAGAGUCACGAGUACUACGGUAUGACCCGGCAACGGUACACCCUGCCGGAGGUGCCGAUGGAUGUUGGACUGAUGAGUGACAUAUACGAUCCGCAAAUUGAGUUCUCGAAGAAGGCUGAGUACAAGGAACUUUGCUCCGAUCCGAAGCAAUUCAUCAAGCAUAAGUUUUUGGUCGAUAUGCCGGCUUGUUUCGAUUCACUGUGGAAGUUUUGCGAAUCGAAAAACUCGGAUAAGCCGGUUGAAGUUUUCGACAAGCUGGGGUUGCGAUUAGUGGGGCCAUUUGACGUUCUGGCUAAAAAAUUUAUCGACGCGAAAAUGCAUGAACCUGGAGAUUAUCUUCGUCAUUGGAGAUUCUACUACGAUCCACCGGAAUUUCAGACAAUUCUAGUGAAAAAAGGAACGGGUCUGCAUUAUGGCUACUGGAGGGAUAGUCCAAGCGAGACCACCGGUCUGGUAGCAGUUAAUGACGUUAACAAGGGCUGUGAAAUCAAGCUGAUAGGAGAAAACUCUUUUGAUGCUGUAAUUCACUUUUUGGAAAAUGAAGUAACAACAACGCCCUUUAACAAGGCACAGAUUGCAUCGUUGAAGAAGUCACUCGAAGAGUGGGCGAAAGAUCACAACAUUCAGCUGAAAGGACAAGAACAGCUGCGUGCUCGCAAUAAAGCAGUUGUUUGUAAAACUUUCCACAAAGCUGGUAUUGUUGUUCCGUUCGAUCGAAAGAAAGAACUGGGCUACCGGCAGCUGUUGGAAAGCGAUGCCAAUUUGAAAAAGAUAUUGUCGAAAUUCGAUAGUAUUGAUAAGGCAACCGAUAAAGUCGCUUUUGAUAAGGCUAUGGAGGAUUUGCAGCCCGUCGUAACGGGGGCCUUCAUUGCCGUGGAUGAGUGCGACUUUGGGACAGCUUUGGAAUUGGCUGUAGAUUUAUUCUGCAGCGGUGCAUCAAGUUUGCACGAUGUUAUGAGGCCCCUCUUUGUGACGGCUUAUUCGAUGCUGAAAAGACCGCAAUUUAUUGCGAUCAUGAAGUCUCAUCUAGACAACCGCCGUAAAGGGACUGAUUUGGAUUUGUUGCAUAAGUAGCCUUCCUUCGUCAGUAUUUUUAUACUAAAUAAAUUCUUACAUAAUGCCUA